AUGCACGAGCUCAAUCGAGCUCGUGCUGAGGUUGGUGUUCCUCCAUUAAUUUGGAACGUCAGCCUUGAAGCAUAUGCCAGAAAUAAUGCAAAUAAACGGGUCUCGGACUGCAAGUUGGUGUAUUUCCAUGGGCCUUAUGGGGAGUGCAUUGCUAAAUCAUAUGGUGGGGGUAACAGCGCAGACGCUGUUAGGUUGUGGAUCGCCGAGAGAGUUUUCUACAACCAUGAAUCAAAUAAUUGCAGUAGUGAGUGUCGGUCCUACACCCAGGUGGUUUGGCGAAACACCAAAUAUCUUGGGUGUGCCACGGCCCAGUGCUACAAUGGUUGGACCUUUGUCACUUGCAGUUUUGAUCCCCCCGGAAAUCAGAAGGGCCAGAGUCCCUACUAG
Alnus glutinosa is the source of this 387-nucleotide messenger RNA. Its product is annotated as pathogenesis-related protein 1-like. NCBI's taxonomy places the organism in Eukaryota, Viridiplantae, Streptophyta, Magnoliopsida, Fagales, Betulaceae. The transcript has a single exon. The coding region runs from base 1 to 387 and encodes 128 amino acids. The record is from RefSeq and is a predicted model, not a curated record.